Messenger RNA from Linum tenue, 2624 nucleotides. NCBI's taxonomy places the organism in Eukaryota, Viridiplantae, Streptophyta, Magnoliopsida, Malpighiales, Linaceae. The record is from the annotation of a GenBank genome assembly.
ACGAACCACGUGGAGUCGUGGAUUGUAAGAAAAAGGAAACCCACUUAUCCACGUGUUCGUAGAAAGGAGAUAUGGUUUGGCAUCUCGGGACGGGAAUGGCCUUCGCGCCUUCUUGUUACCAUCCACAGAAUCCGAACCCUCCGCUCGCGGUCCAUAAUCAUAAAAGACGGUGAAUGGUGGUGGUGAUUCUGUAGUGGGAGAAGAGGUUGUGUUGUGGGCAGAAGAGGAAUGAUCAAUUUGUGAUCUCGAGAUCCGAUUGGAUUCCGCUGAAGAAGUUCCCGACGAGGAUUGAUUCAUCGGCUGGAGGCGCUCUCUACGGCGCCGGCUGAGAAACCGCUCGAUUGGGUCAAAGCCAGCACUCCCGAAGGUGUAGUGCUCUCAUUUUGGUUCACCAUCUGGUUUGGUCUUUAAACGUACCCCUUCUGCCCCUUGCCUUCACACUGCAGAAGUUCAGCAAUUCUGCCUCUAGUGUGCCUUUCGAAGCUGCAAACUGGUCUUUCCCAAAAUUUCGCUUGCGGAGUAGCAAUGUUUGGCUCGAGUCGCAUUUCCCCAGCUGCCACUGCAGAUUGCUUCCUUCAAGUUCCUUCCUCUUCUCUGCAGUCAAAUUUCUUUCCGUUGAAAGGUGUGAAAAAUCCUCGGCCGCAUCGUCAUUGCCUGCGGCUCACCUGUAAAGCAUCUGAUCCCGGUGACUUCCUUGGGGACGAUUCCCUCAGCUUCUUCCCAUGGUCCGGUGACAAUAACGCCAUAGAAUGGGUCCAGCAGGAGAAGGUCACAUUGUUCACUGCUGAUGGGCUCAUUCAGAUUGGUGGCAACAUUGUUCCUCGACGUGCCACCUCUGCUGAUAAGAAACAAGGGAAACUUAAGACUUCUCAGAGACUCCAACGGUUUCAAGAGAGUAACUACAUGGAUCCCGAUCAGGGAUUGUGUUUGGGUGCAUUGUUUGACAUUGCUGCGACCAAUGGGCUCGAUAUGGGAAGAAGGCUGUGUAUACUUGGAUUCUGCCGCUCCAUUGAAAUGCUCAGUGAUGUUGUGGAGGACACUGUUUUGGAACAUGGUGGAGAGGUGGUUGCUGCUGAGAAAGCAGUGAAAGGCGGGUUGCAUGAGAAGUUGAAGAUGACGGUGGCUGUACCAUAUCUUUGGGGCGUGCCACCGGCUUCCGAGACGCUUCGCCUGGCGGUUAGGAGCGGUGGUGGGAUUGUGGAGAAGGUUUAUUGGCAGUGGGACUUCCUGUAAAUAGAGAAAAGUUGGUUCACCUAAAAAAUUGGCCCUGUUUAACCUUUCAUUCACUUGUACAUAUAUCAUUGUCACAAAUAUACUAUACUACUGUAUAUAAUCUGUAACAGUUGGAAGGAACUGUUAAUAAUUCGACGUUGAUGUCCCAAUCCAAUUCAUUGUUUUGGAACUUCUUCAGAAGAAGAAGCAGAAAAGAACUGCUGCUAAAACCGAACUGCUAUCUUUCUCCUUCGCCGGCGAACGGCAACUGGGUUUACCGUAGAAGUGGUGGUAGAUUAUUGACCGUUUCCCGCGCUGUCGACGACGAUACCCUCGUUCCGGCGCCUCAGUAUUUCUUCCUCAGCUUCUCAGUUUCCUCCUUUUAGAUUAUCUGGGUUUGUUUAAACCGAAUUUUCAUUCCGUGUGUCUCAGUUUAAUAUGAAACUCCCUGUCUGUGUCUCAGAUGAGGCAGCUUCGAGCCGAGAUUGGCGCGGUUGCCAGAGCUGACGGUUCUGCUGUUUUUGAAAUGGGCAACACCAAAGUAAUUGCUGCUGUCUAUGGUCCUAGAGAGGUCCAGAACAAGAGCCAACUGAGUAACGACCAGGCAUUGGUGAGGUGUGAGUACACCAUGGCCAAUUUCAGCACCGGUGACCGCAAGCGUAAACCAAAGGGCGAUAGGCGAUCAACAGAGAUAUCUUUAGUCAUCCGCCAGACAAUGGAAGCUUGCAUAUUGACUAACCUAAUGCCGCGCUCUCAGAUAGACAUCUACGUGCAAGUCCUCCAAGCUGAUGGAGGAACUAGAUCUGCAUGUAUAAAUGCUGCAACUUUGGCCCUAGCUGAUGCUGGGAUCCCUAUGCGUGACCUUGUGACUUCCUGUAGUGCUGGUUACCUCAAUAGCACUCCUUUGCUUGAUCUUAAUUAUCUGGAAGAUAGUGCUGGGGGUCCUGAUGUCACCGUUGGGUUUCUACCGAAGCUAGACAAAGUGACUCUUCUUCAGAUGGAUGCCAAGUUGCCAGUUGAUAUUGUUGAAAACGUUAUGCAGCUUGCAAUUGAAGGCUGCAAGGCCAUUGCAACUUAUAUACGGGAGGUAUUGCUCGAAAACACCAAGCAACUAGAGUAUCGACGAGGCCCGUAAUUUGAGUGUGUUAUUCGACCAAGCUAGCUCAUACUAUGCCCCUAGCUGUAGUUAUUUCGAGUUUGUUAUUAGGCUGUUUGGUAGAGUUGAUUUUAGGUAGUAAAAGGAUAAUUGAUGGAUGUUAGAUGUGUGUUUGAUAAUACGUCAAUUUGUGUGCAAACCAUUUUUCUUUCUUUUUUAUGAAAUUACAAGUGAGGAAGAGCUCAAUAGUUGUUUCAGAUUGAGAAAAUGUGCAUUUCUGGAUUCCAAAAGCACAGGCUUUACAUGGAUUUCCCAU